Messenger RNA from Protopolystoma xenopodis, 585 nucleotides. NCBI's taxonomy places the organism in Eukaryota, Metazoa, Platyhelminthes, Monogenea, Polystomatidea, Polystomatidae. The record is from the annotation of a GenBank genome assembly.
AUGUCCGCGUGUCUGUGCGCUGUGUGUAUGCUGAUCAGCCUGACCGUGGUUCCACUUGUCAGUCCGUCAGUCUGUCUGUCUGCCGGCCUGACAGCAUGGCGAACUGCCCUACAUCGCUGCUUUCUUGUCAUUCUCUCUUGCCUCAACAAUCUUGAGGGAGUUGAGUUUAAGUGUCAAACGCGAGUAAGACGUGCUAUGCGGUCCGGUGGCUGCUGCAAGUCGUCACACCAACGGGAUGGCGUGCGAAGUUGCCUUCAGAAACGCGCACAAACCGACUUAAGACCGACUGACAGAAACACCCACCACGCAUAUGCACACAAAUAUAUUGUAUGUGUACGUAUGUAUAUAUUUUUAUGUGAGCGCCAAUGCACAACAGUGGAUAACGGAAGUUGUGCACGUGUGUGUCCCGGAGGGUGGAAGCGGAGCCGCGAGUUCGAGUCGAGAGUGGCCCGUGAAAGAGGGCCGAAAUGCAACGCCUCUGUGCCCGUGCACUCCUGCCCGGGAGCACAGUUCACAUUGGUACAGGUCUACACACACACAUGCACACACAGACAAAGGGAAGAGAGAGAAUGCUCUGUCUCGUGA